Messenger RNA from Oryza sativa Japonica Group (Japanese rice), 3978 nucleotides. Its product is annotated as probable LRR receptor-like serine/threonine-protein kinase At1g74360. Lineage: Eukaryota; Viridiplantae; Streptophyta; Magnoliopsida; Poales; Poaceae. Gene Ontology annotation, biological process: protein phosphorylation. Gene Ontology annotation, molecular function: ATP binding; protein kinase activity; protein binding. The record is from RefSeq and is a predicted model, not a curated record.
CCAUCACCCUGUGUCCCCCGUGUGGUCAGCAGCAGUGGCGAAGUUUGAAACCCCAAUUAAAAACCGAGAAAAGAAAAAAAGAAGAAGAGAGGAAUACUACUUGUAUGAAACAGCGACGGCCAUUACCUUACCCGGUUCAAUUCAACGCAGUCACAUGUCGCUUAUUAGGCCUUAAAUAACCUCCGGUUUAGCACUCAAAAACUUUAUCCUUUUUUUUCUAAACUCUCAUCUCACUUCGUCAGUUCGUCCCUCUCACUUUCUUCUUUCUAUCUUGCCACUGGAAUUGGCGAGACGGAGUAGCAGCGGUAGCUGAGGCGGAGACGCAGCUAGCACAUGAGGAUUCGUCCUCCCGCCUCGUCCUCGUCGUAGCUCCCCUUGUUCUUCCAUGAUUCUCGAAGGCGUGCCAUGUCUCCCCUGCUUCUUGGAUUCCUCUGCUUACUCCUCUUCGCAGGUCAGGUGGCGGUGGUAGCCAGCGACGACGACAGGGAGGUGCUCGUCGAGCUGAAGAGGUUUCUUCAGGCGAACAACAGGUUCAACCGGGGGGAGUAUGACCGGUGGCCGGAGUCCGACGCGUCGCCGUGCCGGUGGGCCGGCGUGACCUGCGACGGGCGCGGCCGCGUCACGGCGCUCGACCUCUCCGGCUCGGCCAUCAGCGGCGCCGCGUUCGGCAACUUCUCCCGGCUCACGGCGCUCACGUGGCUCGACCUCUCCGACAACGGCAUCGGCGGCGAGCUCCCCGCCGGCGACCUCGCCCAAUGCCGCGGCCUCGUGCACCUCAACCUGUCGCACAACCUCAUCGCCGGGGGGCUCGACGUCUCCGGCCUGACCAAGCUGCGCACGCUCGACGUGUCCGGGAACCGGUUCGUGGGCGGCGCCGCGGCGAGCUUCGUCCCGGCGGCGUGCGGCGACCUCGCCGUGCUCAACGUCUCCGGCAACGGCUUCACCGGCGACAUCACCGGCCUCUUCGACGGCUGCCCCAAGCUCGAGUACAUCGACCUCAGCACCAACAACUUCACUGGCGAGCUAUGGCCGGGCAUCGCGAGGUUCACGCAGUUCAACGUCGCCGAGAACAACCUCACCGGCGGCGUCCCGGCAGCCACGUUCCCCGGCGGCUGCAAGCUCAGGUCUCUAGACCUCUCCGCGAACCACUUCGCCGGAGAAUUCCCGGACUCCAUCGCAAGCUGCUCGAACCUGACGUACCUGUCGCUGUGGGGGAACGGUUUCGCCGGCAAGAUAUCCGCCGGGAUCGGGGAGCUCGCCGGACUCGAGACGCUGAUCCUUGGUAAGAACCGAUUCGAUCGCCGGAUUCCGCCGGAGCUGACGAACUGCACGUCGCUGCAGUUCUUGGACAUGAGCACCAACGCGUUCGGCGGCGACAUGCAGGGGAUCCUCGGCGAGUUCGUGACGUUGAAGUACCUCGUGUUGCACCACAACAACUACACCGGCGGCAUCGUCUCCUCCGGCGUGCUCCGGCUGCCGCUGCUCGCAAGGCUCGACCUCAGCUUCAACCAGUUCUCCGGCGAGCUCCCCCUCGAGGUGGCCGACAUGAAGAGCCUCAAGUACCUGAUGCUCCCGGCGAAUAGCUUCUCCGGUGGGAUCCCGCCGGAGUACGGCCGCCUCGCCGAGCUCCAGGCGCUGGACUUGUCGUACAACGGCCUCACCGGCAGGAUACCGGCGAGCAUCGGGAACCUCACGUCGCUGCUCUGGCUGAUGCUCGCCGGGAACCAGCUCUCCGGCGAGAUACCGCCGGAGAUCGGCAACUGCAGCAGCUUGCUCUGGCUGAACCUGGCCGACAACCGGUUGACCGGCAGGAUCCCGCCGGAGAUGGCAGAGAUAGGGAGGAACCCCGCGCCGACGUUCGAGAAGAACCGGAAGGAUGUCAGCGUGCUCGCCGGCUCCGGCGAGUGCCAGGCCAUGAGGCGGUGGAUUCCGGCGACCUACCCGCCGUUCAACUUCGUGUACACGGUGAUGACGCGGGAGAAUUGCCGCAGCAUAUGGGAUCGCCUCCUCAAGGGCUACGGGAUCAUCCCGAUCUGCACCAACUCGUCGUCGCCGGUGAGGUCGAACACGAUCUCCGGCUACGUGCAGCUCUCCGGCAACAAGCUCUCCGGCGAGAUACCAUCCCAGAUCGGCGCAAUGCGGAACCUCAGCCUGCUCCACCUCGACAACAACCAGCUCACGGGCCGGCUGCCGCCGGCGAUCAGCCACCUGCCGCUCGUCGUGCUGAACGUCUCGAACAACAGCAUCUCCGGCGGGAUCCCGCCGGAGAUCGGCCACAUCCUGUGCCUCGAGAUACUCGACCUGGCGUACAACAACUUCUCCGGCGAGCUCCCGGCGAGCCUCGGCAACCUGACCGGCCUGAACAAGUUCAACGUGUCGUACAACCCGCUCCUCUCCGGCGACGUCCCGACCACCGGCCAGCUCGGGACCUUCGACGAGCUCUCCUUCCUCGGCGACCCCCUCAUCACGUUGCAGGAUCGAGGCCCUCGCCGGCAGAGAGCGCCACAGGCCGCCAUUAGAGGGCGCGGGAUGUCUCCGAGAACCAUCGCGCUGUGGUUCGUCUUCUCCCUCAUCAUCGCCUUCAUCGCCGGCACGGUGGUGUUCAUCAUGGCCAACCUGCGGGCGAGGUUUCCGGUGGACCAGGACCCGGACCCCGAGUCGCUCUCCUGCGAGAACCCCAAGUGCGGCGGCGGCGGCGGCGGCGGAGGCAAGUGCGGCGCGUUCCAUAUGUCGGCCACGUCGUCGCCGCCGUCCGGGUGCUCGUCGUCGUGCGUGACGGGUUGCUCGUCGUCGUCGGAGGGGGUGAAGGUGUUCAGGCUCGACAAGACGGCGUUCACGUACCGCGACAUCGUGGCGGCGACCAGCGGCUUCUCCGACGACCGCGUGGUCGGGCGUGGCGGCUACGGCGUGGUGUACCGCGGCGUGCUCCCCGACGGCCGCGACGUGGCGGUCAAGAAGCUCGCGAGGCUCCGCGACUGCGGCGGCGGCGGCGGCGGCGAGGACAGCGGCGAGCGCGAGUUCCGCGCCGAGAUGGAGGUGCUCGCCGACCGGAUGGGGUUCACGUGGCCGCACCCGAACCUGGUCACGCUCUACGGCUGGUGCCUCGCCGGCUCGGCCAAGAUCCUGGUCUACGAGUACCUCGACGGCGGCAACCUGGAGUCCCUCAUCGGCGACCACGCCGCGUUCGGGCGGCGGCGGCGGCUGGACGCGGCCAUCGGCGUGGCGCGCGCGCUGGUGUUCCUGCACCACGAGUGCCGCCCCGCCGUGGUGCACCGCGACGUGAAGGCCAGCAACGUGCUCCUCGGCCGCGACGGCGGCGUCAAGGUGACGGACUUCGGGCUGGCCAGGGUGGUCCGCCCCGGCGACACCCACGUCAGCACGAUGGUGGCCGGCACGGUGGGGUACGUGGCGCCGGAGUACGGGCAGACGUGGCGCGCCACGACCAAGGGCGACGUGUACAGCUACGGCGUGCUGCUCAUGGAGCUCGCCACGGGGCGGCGCGCCGUCGACGGCGGCGAGGAGGAGUGCCUGGUCGAGUGGAGCCGGAGGAUGGCCCAGGAGGGGUGGCCGGCGAGGGAGGCGGCGGCGUCGAGCGGCGCGGUGCUCUGGGACAUGCUCAUGCUCGGCAUGCGGUGCACCGCCGACUCGCCGCAGGAGCGGCCGGACAUGCCGGACGUGCUCGCCGCCUUACUCGACAUCGCCGGGUCCGGCGGCGGCGGCGAGUAAGCAAACAAGCUCACAUAGUCAACGUAGGUGUAGAUAAAAAAAUCUCACCAACAAACAAUUCUUCUUUUUUUCUUCGUACAAAAUUUUGUUUCCAAAAUCUCUUUUUUUUCCCUUUAAUUUUAGCCCCAAUUCUUGAUGUGAAUAACACAAGUAGGAUCAUCAAAAGAGAAGCAAAUUUUGGUUGUAUCCAUCACAUUCUCCCCCACAAUGUAAAUGCAUUCAAUAGUUCAAGCACAACAAUCUUUUUUUUCU